Molecule: messenger RNA, 3097 nt
Organism: Lotus japonicus
Lineage: Eukaryota; Viridiplantae; Streptophyta; Magnoliopsida; Fabales; Fabaceae
Exons: 15
Coding region: 450-2819 (789 amino acids)
Source: RefSeq, a predicted model, not a curated record
UCCGUAUCUGUUUUAGUAUAUAAUGAGUGGUUGAAAAUGUGACACGCAUGCUUAAAUACAGUACGGAAUUUUAAGUUCCGUAUUCAAUAGGGAGAAUACGGAAUUUUAAAUUCCGUAUUUGAUAAAGUGGGGUGCCAAGCCCCAUAGGUGGGGUGCCAAACCCAACUCCCCUCUCUCUGCCACUCUCAACCAACCACCGAUCAUGCUGGACCCAAAAAAACAAAAACUCCAUUAUUCUUAAUUUUUAAUUGAAAACUACUAUGCUAUUGCUAUUGCUAUUGCUAUGUUGUGUUUGUUUUCAUUCGAUUUGAUUCCCCUUUUGUAUCAAUCGCCGAGGUGGGGUUUUGCUUCCUUUUUCUGUGGGGUUUUGCUUCUUCAACUUCCUUCCAUUCAAAUGAAAUGAUCAUUUGGGGCAUAUUUACCACUACUGUCUCUGCUUAUCACUACAUAUGUUUCGGAAAUUCGGAUUGUUUGCGGGUCUGAAUCAAACCAAAAGGCUGCUUGAUGUCCAGCAACCAAAUCACCACUUGCCAAUGCUCGAUGCUGUUCAUGAAGUUGCAAUUUACAUUCAUAGAUUUCAUAAUCUCGACCUUUUUGAACAAGGAUGGUACAGGAUCAAGGUUACCAUGAGAUGGGAGGACAGUGAUACUGAUGAUUCUUAUCCCGGGAUUCCUGCUAGAGUUGUUCAGUAUGAAGCUCCUGAAGUGGGUGCUGACAAUUUAUGUAGAGUUUGGAUCAUUGAUGAUACGGACAACAGUUUUUCAACACCUCCAUUCCGUAUAAGAUAUGCCAGGCAGGAUGUAUUUCUUUGUAUCAUGGUCUCUUUCUAUCUGUCUUUUGGUGGAGAUGAGGGUAAAGCUGUAAUCUUGAAGUUUGAGCUCUUGCGCACUUCGACACCGGAUAUUGGGCCUGAGUUACAAAGUUCACUGGAUGCAUGUGCAGCUUCAGUUCAUGAGUAUAGGAUCCCUCCUAAAGCUCUUCUGGGAUUACAUUCAUAUUGUCCUGUCUAUUUUGAUUCUUUCCAUGCUGUCGUUGUUGAUACAAGUAUUCAUAUCAGUCUACUAAAGCCUGGUUAUCACACACCACGACCGAAGGUAUCAAGUUAUACCAGUGAUUCUUGGGCUUCUGAAGGAAAAGCUUAUGAAGACAAUGUUGAGUCAAACAAGGCCAUGUUCAUCAAAGCAUUGAUAUCUGCCCAUGAUAUCCUGCUUGAGGACCUGAGAAGAAUAAGCAAAGGAAUUAACCAAGCUAUUGAUUUGACUGGAAUUACUUUUAAACCAGCUGUUACCAAAUCACCCAAUGAUACUUCACCAGCACAUGCGAAAAUUAUUGAUGAUGAAGCACCACUUCAACUGUCUAACAGCAUGCAAGUCAGUGCUGAGAAAGCUGAACAUUAUAUCAAUCAUAUUUCUAAGGAUUCCUUUCAACCAUUACCUUGGGAUGAUAUAUUAAACACUUUCCAGUCUGUUGGGAAUCAGCUCUUAUAUCUCUGGAAUACAUUUCUAAAAUUCCACAGGGAAAAUAAAACAAAGAUCAUGGACUUUCUACAAAACUCAUGGGCUAACGAUCGAAGAACUGAAUGGUCAAUAUGGAUGGUGUACUCCAAGGUUGAGAUGCCUCAUCAGUACAUGAGUAAUGGAGUUGAGAGGACAUCAUUGUACCGAAGCAUGCAUGGAAGAUCAUCAAGUACGACAAGGAGAUUAAUUAAUGAUCCUGUUCAGACUGCAAUAAUGCGAGCUGAACUUCAUAGGCGUGGUAUAGCGCAAAUGAGGAUCAACAAUCGUUCACUUCAAGACAUGUAUAUAUUUGGAGAUCCUUUGCGGGUUCCUAUCAUUAUUGUAGAACGCUUGGAAAAUAUGUACCGAUCUGCCAGCGUGAAUUCAUACCUCAUUCCUUCAGAGGAGAAAGCAAUACACAUUGUGGAAAAUGGAUCUAGAGCCAUAAAGAUGUCUGAGAAUAGCCCUCAACGAAAUGAGCAUGUUUUGAGAGUAGUUGUUUUUGUUCAUGGGUUUGAGGGGCAUCAUUUAGAUUUACGUCUUGUUCGGAACCAAUGGCUUUUAAUAGACCCCAAAAUACAAGUUCUUAUGUCUAAGACAAAUGAAGACAAAACAUAUGGAGACUUCAGAGAAAUGGGAUUACUGCUGGCGCAAGAAGUGAUCUCUUUCCUGAAAAGGAAGAUGGAUAAAGCUUCAAGAAGUGGAAAAUUAAAAGAUGUCAAGCUUAGCUUUGUUGGCCAUUCGAUUGGGAACCUCAUUCUCAGAACUGCUUUAGCAGAAAGCAUCAUGGAGCCAUAUCUAAGAUACUUGCAUACUUAUGUUUCUAUAUCCGGUCCGCACUUGGGUUAUAUGUACAGUUCAAACUCUAUAUUCAAUUCAGGAUUGUGGCUCUUGAAAAAAAUCAAGGGCACACAAUGCAUCCAUCAACUAACUUUCACAGAUGAUCACGAUCUUGAGAACACCUUCAUCUACAAUCUUUCGAAGAUGAAGACACUGGCAAACUUCAAGAAUGUGAUUCUUUUAUCCUCUCCUCAGGAUGGUUAUGUUCCGUACCAUUCAGCCAGAAUAGAACUGUGUCCAGCAGCUUCUUCAGAUUUUUCUAAACAAGGGAAAGUGUUCCUGGAUAUGUUAAAUAAUUGCCUGGACCAAUUGCGGACUCACUCUGAUCAUCGUGUGGUCUUGCGCUGUGACAUUAACUUCGAAACCUCCUCCUAUGGAAGGGGAUUCAACACUCUCAUUGGACGCGCCGCUCAUAUUGAAUUCUUGGAGUGUGACAUAUUUGUCAGGUUCAUCAUGUGGUCUUUCCCAGAGCUCUUUCGUUAGUUAGUGCAUGUUUAGUUUCAAGAUACUCAGAAGCUAAGAAGUGAUUCUAGAAAACAUCACCAUGGAACAAGUAAACUAGGGAAUUUGCAUGUACUUAAUUGUUAACACCAAAAUUUCCAAACUGGUAAAUUAAUCAUUGAGAUAUGAUAUAUGUAAAUGCACAACAUAUUUCAGUGUAGUUUAUACUUUGCUGCCGAAUUAUUAUUAUUUACAUAUAUGGUGGUGGCAUGGGUCGAAAUAUUGUUUGGAAUGUAUUUCCAUUGCUAAGAUUGAAGUUA